Molecule: messenger RNA, 1488 nt
Organism: Guillardia theta CCMP2712
Lineage: Eukaryota; Cryptophyceae; Pyrenomonadales; Geminigeraceae
Exons: 12
Coding region: 1-1488 (495 amino acids)
Source: RefSeq, a predicted model, not a curated record
AUGUCGGCAGCUCGUGGCGACGCGAACUUGGCAGAAGCAGCCAAGGCGCUAACAACGUCAAGGUACAUUGAUGCUCAUAAUCUGCUUGAAGAAGCAAGGUUCGAGUAUCUCAAGGCCGGAGUGACAGACAGGGACGAGCUCAUCAAAGCCAUCAGAAAGAGAAUAGACGAUGCUCUCAACGUCAUGUGCUCUUCCAGUGACGCCAAACCAGCACAGCCGUCAGCAUCUCAAGCUGCGCCACAGGCCGGGCCUCCCGGCAUGGAGUUGAGUCAGAGAUUGAGAUUAGCGAAGCAAGAGGGCGACGAUCUGAUUAACCAGGCAUCAAAGGCUCUCGGCAAUCGCGAGUUCCUCAAAGCAAGGUCCCUUGCAGAGAAGGCCAGGGCAUCCUUUCAAGCAGCUGGGUCGAGUGUUGCCCGCGAGAGGGAGAAUAUCGUUGGGAAUCUGCUGUCGUAUAUUCAAGUGGAGGAGGAGAGAGUCGAAGCAAAUCGAAGGAGAAAGCUGAAGCAGCAGAAGCAAGAAGAAGAGGUCAAGCAAAUGGCGAAGAGGGUUGAGGAUGCCCUGGACUCAUCACUGGCAUUUCCCACAGAUGGCGAGCAAGCCAAGACGGAGGAGCCAACGAUUGAAAGUUCCCCAAAGCCAGACCUUUGCAUCUUGGUGGACAACGGUUCCUCGAGGGCUUCCUCCACGAAGCUGUUGCGCUCGAUCGCAGAGAGAUUGUCAAAGAGAACAGGUGUUGAUGUCACUGCGGUGUCUCUUGCACAUGCAGAUAAAACACCAGCUGAGGAACUUGAUGGGACUCCUGCCAGAGUUUUUUCGACGUUCUUGCGGGAGGAAGUUCGAGACCGAGACAUCAAGACUAUUCUUGUGUUGCCGUUGUUUCUUGGGCCGAGCAAGGCCGUCACGAAGCGAAUACCCGAUAUCCUCCAAGGGGUCAACGACGGUAUUGCAUGGCACUGGCAGAAUCUUUUGUCCCGACUGAUCGUUCCCCAAGAGAUCAGCGAAAUCAAGUGGUUCGUUGCGCCCCCUCUAUGUCAAGACAACAGAUUGGUCUCCCUCAUGGAAACUGAAGUGCGUCGAACAAUCGAGGAGAACUCGCUGGAUAAGGAAAAUCCCUACAUCAUACGCCCAAGUCUGACAACUAGCAUGAUCACUGACGAUUGUGUGUCCCAAGUUCACGCUGCGAGCAUGGAAAGGAGACCGGGACCCGAGUAUGCAUUUUGCGAUCCUCUCUUGAUCGAUUGUAUCCCUCAGGUCGGCGGUGGGGACGGCGACAUCGUGCUUUCCAUGGCGUUCUUGCUGCCAGGCACACACGCAGGAGAAGGAGGAGACAUCGACGAGAUCUGCGAGAAGGCACUGAUGGAGAGCGGGAGCAGGAGGAGAGUUUUCAAGACACGUCUGAUGGGCGAGAGUGAGCUUCUCCUUGACAUCUUGCAUCGGCAGUAUGAGAUGGGCCUUCCCAAGCUCUUCCCUCUGAGAAAUAAGUUGUGA